GAUGACGCCGGUGGCCGGUGCUGUGGACACGCGCGCGCUGCGCCCGUGGCGAGCCGGCGAGUGCUGAGCUGUGUUGAAGGUGCAUGGUGCUGUGCACAGCGCAUAUCAACGUCAACAUAUCGUGGUGUGUGGACGGGCGGCUCGUAGUGGCACGGCAUCCCGAAGUUGGUAUUUUGUUGUACGGAAAACUUCACGAGAGCUGUUGGACCCGCGCCGGACGUGUUCCGUUCUGCAGCUCUGACCGCAUUGCAAGAAGCGAGUGAUCGCGGAGAAGGCUCUGCAUCCGCCGUGUGCGGCACUGCUCCACGCCGCGUGAAGACCUGAGGCUGUCGCAUCCCUGCCCAGCGCACCGGUCACCGCGAGGGCCGACCACGACGGUGGCGGUAGCGCUGGCUGGCGCUGCGCUGUGAACGCUGCGUAUCUCUGGCCGAACGCUCCGCUCAUGCCGUCUACUCAUCUAUCACGUCUGUGAGGCGGUCCAGUGCUGUGUCCCGAGCAGCAGCAGCAGCGGCGGCUGGUGAAGGGGCGGGACUCCGUCAACAGCCUGAUGAGCGAGGUCUCCCACACGGAGCCGGAGCCGGCCGUGGCCACGGGUGACUCGGCCUCGGAGCAGGCAGUACCCGUCCCGGUCGUUGACCAGGCCGGGAUGGACGCGUUGGAUCGGUCGGAGUCGACCGCGUCGGACCGGCUGGAAUCGGACGCGACGGACCGCUCCGAGUCGGACGCGGAGUGGAUCGACGCCCAGGAGGCUGACGCCGGCGAUGUCGCUGCGUCGAUCGUCGGCAACGACGCGGACCAUGACACCGGCGGGGGCAGCGCCGCCAGCGGCGAUGCGGGCGAGACGGGCGACGUUGAACCUUGGCAAAUGACACCAAAGCAUCGCGCACACGUGCCGCUGGAAGCCAGCGAGCCAGACUCAACGCAAGUUGGAGAAGGUGAUGGAGAAGGUGAUGUAGCCGACCACGUCGCGCCUGACACGACGGUCGAUUUCAGCGUGGAUGCUGGGGAUACGACAGAGCCUGGGGCUCAGCAUUGCGGUGCUACGACGUUGGGACGCUUGGAACAUGAGCAGUCCUCCAGCCAGACUGAGCUGCAACCCGACAGCGGCGAUGCCGAUCAGGCGGACAUGCUGAACUCGCCGCCGCUGGCGCCGGUCGGUCUGGACGGGACAGUUCCGCCAAUCCCCGCUGUGAGAACACGUUUCACCGUGCAAGAAGGGAACGUCGACGACAGCCCGGAGAGAACCAAAAUCGCACUGGACACGGGAUUAGUCAAGGAGAACGAAGGGAACGACGAUUCUGCUUUCGCUGAAGUGCCCGAUAACUUGCUAACCUCGCCUGAUCAUGACCGUCGCGUUCAGGAAGAGAACGAAAUCAACCAACUGAAGACAGACUCAGUUUCAGCCGGGAUGGGCCGUGUACAGGAGGACGACCAGACGCCCCAGAGCGGGCGCCGGCUCAUUAAGGCCGACCCUUCGCUCGCCGUGCCCUGCUCCACCACAUUCGACGACGACGACGACGACGACCCGGACUUUCCGGAGACGCCGGCCACGCCCCAAUGUGCCGAGCCGGCGGCGCGUGGCGGCCUGGGGCUGGGGUACCGGACCACGGGUGGACCCGUCAGUUCGCACUGGCACCAGAAUACUGAUUACGAUCAAGAAAUUGUGGCACUGGACCUGGCCACGCAGCGGGUCAGCUUCAAGUCGGACCGGCGCCACACGCUGGGCGGCAGCGACCGGCCGGCGGCGAUGUCCCGGCCCGGCUCGGCACUGUCGGACCGCAGCGGCGGCAGCGACGACGCGCCGCCACCGCACCAGCCCGGCAGCCACGUGGCCUCCGAGCUCCAGCGCCAGUUCCUCGCCUCGUCGCAGUGGACGGACAUGGAGUGUCUAUCGCUGACGUUGGAGGAAGUGGUGCAUAUCCGCUCCGUCCUGACUAAGGCGGAGCUGGACUCGCUGCCGGUCGAGUGUCACAUCAAGGAGGACGUGGCGCGCGGCAAGCUCUGCUUCCUCUGCAUGAAGACCCGCUUCUCCUUCUUCGGCGCCAAGGGCCACAACUGCCGCCUCUGCCAGCGCGUUGUCUGCGCCAAGUGCUGCGCCAAGAUGAGAAUACCGACCGAGCACUUCGCCAGUAUCCCGGUGUACACGCUGACGCCGUCGUCGCUCUCGCCGCAAGAGGAGGAGGCUCGCUCCCUGCUGUCGCGUCUGCAGGUGCCAGAGAUGCCCAGCUUCACCACUGGUGGCUCAGACCCCACCUCACCGAACCUGUCGCGUCAGAGUCCGGAGCAGACGCAGAGUCUGCCGCCGCAGCCGCUGCUGCAGCAGGUCGAGUCCAAGCUGCGCAGGGCGCGCCUGUACCGGUCGCGCACGCUGGCGCGCCCCGAGGACAUCGACAGCCCGAAGUCGGACGGCGACCGCGACGAGUUAGCCGGCGGCGUGCUCAUGACCGUCUGCAAGGACUGCAAGGCCAUGGUCCUGCACAUCAUCGUCACCUGGAAGAAGCGGCGCGACCGCAGCAAGCGGGCCUCGGCGCCGGCGCGGCCGCGGUCUCUCUUCAUCGCGGCCGUCCACUGAGGCGCAUCACCAACAUGGCGGCCGCCGGCGAAGGCCGCGCAGCCAGCAUGGCGGCCGCCAGUCAAGGUCGCGUAGCAGCAUGGCGGCCGCCGAUGAAGGCCGCACAGCCGACAUGGAGGGCGGUCAAGGUCGCGUAACACUAUGGCGGCCGCCGGCAAAGACCACGCAGCCAGCAUGGCGGCCGCUGGUCAAGGCCGCGUAGCAGCAUGGCGGCCGCCGGUGAAGGCCAUGCCUCCAAACGGCUGCUGCCGGUCAAGGCCGCGCCGGCGGGUAUGGGCGCACAGGGACGAAUCGCCUUCCGCGUCUCACGGGGCGAGCGUGGGCCAGCUUCUAGUCGCAGUCGGUGUGGGUGGCGCGGUGGAGAUAGUGGUACCGCGCGUUGGCGGCGUCGCCGCAGCCGCGCGGGACACAGGUGUGUGUUGUGGCGUACUGGGUGAGCGGGACAUGUUCACCGCUGCCGACGUGUACCUGGAUUUCGGUUGCCAAAUGACGGUCGCUGCUGUGGGGCGAUAGCAGAGUGAAUGGGCCGCGCUUGUCCUGAUCGGGACCGCUGUCUUGGCGUGUGUGCAAGGUGAGCUGUUAUUGUUUGGAUUGCGAGAGACGUUGGAGAGCAUUAACAGGUGUAGCUGUAACGUUGGGCACCUUUGCAUGGCCCCAGCUUCGAAAUACACGUAAUUCCCAUGCUUUGAGUAGGUGUUAAAACGUGGGCCAGCCAGCGUUGUGACGUUUCUGAUCGACUGUCGUGGGAAAUGUAGCGUAACACUGCAACAUGUGAUACCCUGCGCGAGACAUCAGUGGCCCAUUCAGCUUGGUGGGCACCCUGUCAGCGAGGUGCCGCGUAUCAUUACUAUUCCCUGUGUUUUUUAAACAUUCUGGUGGCUCUUUGCAUGGCUUAUUACAGAUUUGUUACCCCGAUGGCGUGUUCUAGAAAGACAGACCAAGUUGAAUGCGUGCUAAUAAGUCGUGUCGCAUCGUGCGAAAUACGCAAUCAUCUAAUAAUGGUGUGAUCGUUGAAAAUUAUCACUUCGCCAACUACCUUAUAUCCAACCGCACAAUACAGCGCAUCCUCAACAAGAAACUAUCUCCCUUCAAAAGCAAGGUCCUGUCCCAUUGAUAAUAUGCGUCUACACAGGACCCAUUUUUAAAGUCUUAAGAAAUCAAUCGGUUGCGCACCAAACAGCGACAAAAAGCCAUGUGAAAUGCUGCCUUUCGGCACACGUGCUUCUGUUGAUUCCAUCCAAUGCAUUGAGUAAUGUUUUGUUCGCGCAUAAUCCGCCAUUUUGUAUCGGGGUAAGCGUCGCACAAAUCCGGUUUUAGUACAAAUUGAAUGAUUUGUCGCGGUUGAAUGUCAUUUUACAUCGUUAUUUCCCGUUCGAUUCAUGGGCAGCUUCGUGAUAUUUUAGCGUAAGUGACAACCACGACACAAAAUUAUGGGUUGCGUCCUUAUCGGCUUGCUUUCUGCAUAAAGGUCGAUGCGCGACAGGCUAAACCGCAUUUCCGAAACAUCCGGCUCCCGAUGUCACGUACUAUUGCUCGUGGUUUCGUCCCUGCCCAAUAUCAUAUCUUUCAGCAAUGAUAUGUGAAACUGUAUUCCACGAUACUUUGCGUCAAUACCUUCUUGGAUAUCUGUAUCUCAACUCUGUCCGUAGAUCUCUUCACAGGAACUGUGUAUUUUAAGCCAUCGCCGACAUACCGCACCACCGUUUUGGUCUUGUCCUUGUUUAGGGUGACCUUCUUCGCCGACUAUCCUCUGCUUUCUUGGAACCUACAUCUACACCUAAUGCAGUUUGCUGGUCGCUAUGCUGCCUCUGUACUUGUAAAUAAUAUCUAAAUAUUGGAUAUAACAAUAAAAUAUUUGUUGUUA
Molecule: messenger RNA, 4436 nt
Organism: Pollicipes pollicipes
Lineage: Eukaryota; Metazoa; Arthropoda; Thecostraca; Pollicipedomorpha; Pollicipedidae
Product: protein spire homolog 1
Exons: 9
Coding region: 548-2572 (674 amino acids)
Biological process (GO): polar body extrusion after meiotic divisions; actin filament polymerization; cleavage furrow formation
Cellular component (GO): cell cortex; cytoplasmic vesicle membrane
Molecular function (GO): actin binding; microtubule binding
Source: RefSeq, a predicted model, not a curated record